AUGGCAUCUUCGUCAAACCAUAAUUUGGAUGACUUCCUUGAUGAAAAAUUUGAUGAGUUCUAUGAUCAAAAGUUUGAAGAAGCCUAUGAAGAAGUUUUAGAGCGUCUUGCUGCAGCUAAGAAGAAGAAGAAAAGAGCAUACAUUGAACGAGAACGGGAACAAGGUCACCUCCGAAUGAACAAGCUGUUAUUUUUGCGGAUUGUGGAUAAGCUAUCUGAAGAAGUUCCAUACUUUCAACAAAGACGGAACGCUGCCGGUCGUCUAGGGCUAUCAGCACUACAGAAAUGUACCGCAGCCAUUCGUAUGAUGGCAUAUGGUUGUGCGGCAUACGCGGUGGACGAAUACCUCCGACUAGGUGAAUCAACCGCAAUUUUAUACCUGGAAAAUUUCACUGCCGGUAUAAUAGAAUGUUUUGGAGAUAAGUACCUCAGAAGACCGACACCAGAAGAUCUCCAAAACCUACUCGACGUUGGAGAGGAACGUGGCUUUCCCGGGAUGAUAGGAAGCAUUGAUUGUAUGCAUUGGGAAUGGAAGAACUGUCCUACCGCUUGGAAAGGCCAGUAUACACGUGGUGCAGGAAAACCGACAAUCGUAUUAGAAGCUGUUGCAUCAUACGAUCUUUGGAUAUGGCACGAAUUCUUUGGGCCUCCAGGUACUUUGAACGAUAUAAACGUGCUUGACCGUUCACCUGUGUUUGAUGACAUAUUACAAGGUCGAGCCCCAAAAGUGAGGUAUACCGUCAACGGUCACAACUAUAAGUUGCCUUAUUACCUCACCGACGGUAUCUAUCCGAAAUGGGCAACCUUUAUACAAUCCAUUCACCUUCCACAAGAUGAGAAAGCAACAACGUUUGCUAAACAUCAAGAAUCUGUCCGGAAAGAUGUCGAGCGUGCUUUCGGAGUUCUCCAAGCCCGAUUUGCUAUUAUUAAAAAUUCAGCACUCAUCUAG
Eutrema salsugineum is the source of this 948-nucleotide messenger RNA. RefSeq lists its product as uncharacterized. Lineage: Eukaryota; Viridiplantae; Streptophyta; Magnoliopsida; Brassicales; Brassicaceae. The record is from RefSeq and is a predicted model, not a curated record. The transcript is spliced from 2 exons. Bases 1 to 948 code for a protein of 315 amino acids.